Sclerotinia borealis F-4128 is the source of this 999-nucleotide messenger RNA. NCBI's taxonomy places the organism in Eukaryota, Fungi, Ascomycota, Leotiomycetes, Helotiales, Sclerotiniaceae. The record is from the annotation of a GenBank genome assembly.
AUGGUGAAAAUAGUUCUCGCCGGCGGUGCUGGAAAUGUUGGGCGAGAGAUUCUGGACGAAUUGAUUACGCAAACGUAUGGUAAACAUGAGAUUAAAGUAUUCUCUCGAAAGGUAUUUAUCAUGAGCGAAUCCCAUGUCAUGUCAUAUGAUACUACUGAUGUUCCUGAGCUAGCCGCCUUGGGUAUCACAGUAGACAUUGUAAACUAUCAUGAUAUUUCCGCUCUUAUCGAUGCUCUCAAAGGAAUCGACACCGUUCUCUCAUUCAUCGUCACCAUAAAUGAUCCCGAUAACGUCGCCCAGAAAACCCUCAUAGAUGCGUGUGUUUCUGCCGGAGUUCGUCGUUUUGCUCCAAGUGAAUGGGCUACGAAGAGCCAUUGCGGAAUCCCUGCUUAUGAAGGUAAAGAUCAAGUAUAUGAGUAUCUGAAAGAAAUCAACCGAGAGAGAAAGGUCCUUGAGUUCACUCUAUUCCAGUGUGGAUUAUUUUUGAAUUAUUUCAGUUAUCCACGAGCAUCCACGGAAUUCAUGCAGAUAUUCCCUAUGCCGAUCGAUGUGGAUGGUUGCCGCGCGAUUGUUCUUAGGGAUACAAAGGCUCAGAUCAGUUUGACUUCGGUACAGGACUUGGCGAAAGUUGUUUCUAAGGCUGUAGACUAUGAAGGUAUAUGGCCAGAAAUCAGCGGCAUUCGUGGCAAUCAGAUAUCGAUCUUAGAGUUCAUUAGUUUAUGCGAGAAGAUUAGAGGCAAAAGGUUCGUUAUUGAAUCCGUAGAAAGGGCUGACUUGGAAGAAGGGAGGUUCACCUCGUCCUGGUUUCCCGUGAUCAAUCAUCCCGUAAUCCCAGACGAUCAAAAGAGUGCCUUUUCACAGAGCUAUUUUGCGACUUUCAUAUUGGCAAUGGAGCGUGGUGGUUGGGAUGCAUCCAAUGAAUGGAACGAAUUCUUGCCAGAAUUUCGUUUCACUGGUGCUGAAGAGUUUCUGUCAAAGAUUUGGAAGAAUCAAUUAUAA